Nannospalax galili (Upper Galilee mountains blind mole rat) is the source of this 1659-nucleotide messenger RNA. RefSeq names its product regulator of G protein signaling 19 (gene Rgs19). The transcript has 8 exons. The record is from RefSeq and is a predicted model, not a curated record. The coding region runs from base 649 to 1302 and encodes 217 amino acids. NCBI's taxonomy places the organism in Eukaryota, Metazoa, Chordata, Mammalia, Rodentia, Spalacidae.
GCUGCUCCUACUCAAGGAAGUCCCGGCCCCUCUCUUUGGGGAAGUGCCGCGGAGGCGCCUGCGCACUGCGCCUGCGCCCCCUCCCCGGCGACCAGCGGGACUUCGGCGGAGCGGCUGUGGCACCCGGACGCGACGCGGCGCUCCGAGCCUUGGGAAGUGAUUGCUCAAAGGUGGGGACCGGAAGAACCCAGGUUUCCGCGACUCCCGCCCCGCUAGCCUGGUGGGGAGGGGCCACACGAGACACCCGGUCCGCCACGGUCCCUAUCCCUCGAGUUGGGUCCGCCAACCUUUCUGCCCUGCGAACUGCAGGGGAGGCGCUGCGUCCCCAGCCCCAGCCCCAGUGGAGCGGAACUCCGCACGCCCACCUACCUCCGGACCGCCCAGGAGUGCCUCCUGAGGUCUCUGGAGUGCUUGCUGCUUCGGAGCACGCCCCUUCGGCAACCAGGGUGGGGCCCAGAUCGAACCUGGCCCUCUCAUCCCCAUCCGCCUUUGGGUCACUGAAGCUCAGUUCAACUCGUGUCCUGGUGUGCUUGCUGGAGACUUGGGAACUCAUCAUCUCAGGAAGAGACAGGUGAUCACCUAGGUUCCCAGGCUGCAGUGAGGGUCUAGAGCUGGCACCACGGAGCCUGGACAACCUUUCAUCUACCCAUGCCCACCCCGCAUGAGGCUGAGAAGCAGCACACAGGGCCAGAGGAGGCAGACAGGCCCCCCUCGAUGUCCAGCCAUGAUGCAGCACCCCCAGGACCCCCAAGUCGCAACCCCUGCUGCUUGUGCUGGUGCUGCUGCUGCAGCUGCUCUUGGAACCAAGAACGGCAGCGAGCCUGGCAGGCCACUCGGGAAAGCAAGCUGCAGCCCCUCCCCAGCUGUGAAGUUUGCACUCCACCAAGCCCUGAGGAGGUACAGAGCUGGGCACAGUCCUUCGACAAGUUGAUGCAUAGUCCUACCGGCCGCAGUGUGUUCCGAGCAUUUCUGCGUACAGAAUACAGUGAAGAGAAUAUGCUCUUCUGGCUGGCCUGUGAGGAACUAAAGGCAGAGGCCAACCAACAUGUGGUGGACGAGAAGGCACGACUUAUCUACGAGGACUAUGUGUCCAUCUUGUCCCCCAAGGAGGUGAGCCUGGACUCCCGUGUGCGAGAGGGCAUCAAUAGGAAGAUGCAGGAGCCGUCUGCACACACAUUUGAUGAUGCACAACUGCAGAUCUACACGCUUAUGCACCGGGACUCCUAUCCUCGCUUCCUCAGCUCCCCUACCUACCAGGCUCUGCUGCUCCGGGGGGCCCCACAGUCCUCCUCUGAGGCCUAGGUCACUUGCUGCCAUACGGAUGCUCCACUCCUAUGGGCAAACUGAGGGCUCACACUCCGCCCCACCUGGCUAGCUGGAAGUAGACCCAAUCCCAGUGACACGUGCAGUGCCCUUGGCCUGCCCCUACUGGGUGCCCUCCUGGGAGGUGCUGCAGACCAGUCAUGUGUCCAGAACAUGUACUCAUGGAGUACAGCCUCUUUGCCAACAGGUUUGUAGCAAAAGAGCUGUCUGUUCCUCAGAACAAUAGAACAAUAUGUAGGACCUCAGAAUCAGACUCCAGUGACAGGGCCCAAUUAUAUUUUAUAUGUUCAUGAACUUUAAACUUGGAAACAUUUCCUUACAUUUUAUAUAAAAAAG